Molecule: messenger RNA, 1746 nt
Organism: Macroventuria anomochaeta
Lineage: Eukaryota; Fungi; Ascomycota; Dothideomycetes; Pleosporales; Didymellaceae
Product: Zinc/iron permease
Exons: 3
Coding region: 151-1503 (450 amino acids)
Biological process (GO): zinc ion transport; transmembrane transport
Cellular component (GO): membrane
Molecular function (GO): metal ion transmembrane transporter activity
Source: RefSeq, a predicted model, not a curated record
GACACUCGACUCCACAACACCUCGAUACUACGGCUCCUAAGGAAUGGGCAACACCGAGUAACGUAACAUUUUCGACCUUUUUCUUUUGCAUACCAGGCGUAUUAUUCCUUAUUCAGCGACGUCUGCGGACAACCGCACACGACACGCAACAUGUGGGACGGUCUUUUCAUGCUGCUCACGUUGAGCACGAUAAUGGCAAUUGCGUCUUUCGUUGCCGGCAUCCUCCCGCUCUCCUUCACCCUCUCACCGCGACAAUUGCGCAUCAUCACACUCCUUGGCACCGGUGUGCUAGUAGGGACAUCGCUCAUUGUCAUCGUCCCGGAGGGCAUUGAGACAAUGUACAGUGCCGGCAAGACCCACUCGCAUGUCUCCCGGAGCGUUGUGCCCACAAUCCCCAACAUACAUAAGCUGCAAACUGGCAUCAACCACCCCUCAGACUUCAACCUUGGAGCUAGAUCAGAGGUCCUCAAUACCGACUUCCUAAGGGCGGGCGCUGUGAAGGCACCCAGCAGCCAUGUUGUCGGAAAAGGAACACCCAUUGAGCCUCGAUUCAAGCGGGCACAAGAGCUGAAGGAAAAGACCAAGGAGAAACAGAAGGUUGAGGAAGAGGAGCACCAUCAGGCACAAAAGGGCGGCGACGAUGACUCCACAGAAGGCCAUAAGGAAGGCCAUACACGUGUGCACGCGCCCGAAGAAGACGAGAACAACCAUAAACAUGUUGAACAGAUGGAGGGCCCCAGCCCGCACGCCUACAUUGGAGUGGCUCUGAUCCUAGGUUACAUUCUUAUGUUUCUCGUCGAUCACGUCCCGGAAGCUCUCUCUUCGUCCCAGCAGCAGUAUCAGCCCAUGCACAUCUCGCUAUCGAACCUGCACCGGGGGCCGCACAACUCGUCCAGUCUUAGUCUGAAUGGACUGGCUACUCCUGGUUCACCACCAAUGUUGACACCCACACCUAUGGCACCUCCUAAGAAGAAGACUUCUGCAACCACCAUUGGUCUGGUGGUUCAUGCUUGUGCAGAUGGAAUUGCGCUGGGUGCUUCUUCAGCUGCGCCUUCUGGCUCUUUGUCGUUCAUCGUCUUUCUUGCUAUUAUGCUGCACAAAGCACCCGCUGCGUUCGGUCUUACCUCAGUCUUGCUGAAGCAAGGACUCUCUAAGCGCACGGUCCGCACUCACCUGGCCUUCUUCAGCUUGGCCGCCCCCGCAGGUGCUUUCGCAACUUGGGCCAUCGUUCAUGCGCUCGGACGCAGCACACUUGGUGGAGACGAAGGCUUGACCUGGUCAACCGGCUGGGUGCUGUGUUUCUCUGGCGGUACAUUUUUGUACGUUGCUAUGCACUCCAUGAGCGAGGCGACAAACCCUCAAGAAGAGCCUGUCAUCCACGGAUACCUCGACGCCCCACUUGGAAAGACGACCAUGUCGAAGACAGACAUCCUCAUCGUUAUCUUCGGCAUGUUGCUCCCACUCGUCACGCAAAUCGGGCACGCUCACGCGCAUGCUCAUUAGGAAAAGGUGUUCACCUUGGCGUUUGGCAUCAGUGAUCUGCCUUAUUGGUUGUAGGGUAAAGAUUGCUGAUUAGGAGUACCGUUAAAUGAUACCACACCUUUUUUGUUGUAGAAUAACAAUGUAUUCAUAUUGAUCUCCGUAGGAGCCCGUUAAGGUUUCUGAUCCAUUCGGGCAGAAACGGACAUGACUCGAUCACGUCCAUGACCACUACUCUCAGCGGUUGCGUUUCCUGGACAAUAUCAC